Messenger RNA from Venustampulla echinocandica, 954 nucleotides. RefSeq lists its product as uncharacterized. The record is from RefSeq and is a predicted model, not a curated record. The transcript is spliced from 2 exons. Lineage: Eukaryota; Fungi; Ascomycota; Leotiomycetes; Helotiales; Pleuroascaceae. Bases 1 to 954 code for a protein of 317 amino acids.
AUGAGACCCUCCGCGCUUUCUUCCCGUAUCUCGAUAUCUGCUAUUGCGACACUCUGUCUCUGCAACCUUGUGAGCGCGACCUUUAGUCUGGAUAUUUCCGGGCCAGAUUGGAGUUACACCACCAAGAACGGCCUCAGCAAAACCACCUCCGAAGCCUGCAAGAAUGCAUACAGCGCCGAUAUCGAUUGCGACCCGACACUUCUCGGUCUCGUUGCCUCAAUGCGCUCUGUCUUCAAACCCACACCCUCCGAUUUCGACAAUACUUGCGCGCCGGCCUGUAAGAGUUCUUUGGAGGCAUACGUGAAGGGUGUUCAAGAGGCUUGCACGGCGCCUGGAGACUCAGCGCUCGAGAGCAAUGUUCCCGGCAUUAUACUGGACCAUGUAGAUACCGUUGGGAUGCUGCUUCAAUAUACAUGGAAGUCCAGCUGCCGUAAAGAUACUGAUGGUACGUAUUGCCAUUACAAACGAUUAAACAACUCGGACACCUUCCCUUGCGACGACGUAUGCACGGGCGCCUUCUACCAGACCGCGCACGAUUUACCCAUCUCUUCGAAGACUUUUAUCAGCUACUUGUUGGUCUCGAGAGGUCCAUGGUGGGCGGAAGCAUUUGAAAAGGGAUGGAAGAGACUACAAGCCUGUGGGAAAGCUGUGAAUAAUGCACCUCCAAGUUUGCUCAAUGCUAAUACCGCUACGUCUACUUUGGGAGCAUCCGCUACAUCAGGUACGGCAACUUUGAUGGCUGGUACGACUUCUACAUCUGUGGAAGCAAAAGCUUCAAACACAGCGACUGCCAGUUUGGCCUCAUCAGCAUCAUCUUCGCUAGCUUCAUCGUCGUCGCCAACGACUUCGAACGGAGCACCCGCUGCUUCAUCCAGCUCUGGGCAGUCUCUCCAAUUUGGAAAAUUUGCCAUUUUAAUGAUGUUUAGCAUGAUUUAUAUAUCACUUUUUGUUUAG